Molecule: messenger RNA, 3546 nt
Organism: Siniperca chuatsi (mandarin fish)
Lineage: Eukaryota; Metazoa; Chordata; Actinopteri; Centrarchiformes; Sinipercidae
Exons: 5
Coding region: 2141-3382 (413 amino acids)
Biological process (GO): cell surface receptor signaling pathway; positive regulation of T cell proliferation; cellular response to lipopolysaccharide
Cellular component (GO): external side of plasma membrane
Source: RefSeq, a predicted model, not a curated record
AUCAUGGCAGGAAACAUGGAAUAACUAUAGAAUACUAUAAAAUCCAAGCCAGAGUCAGAAAGAAUCAGGUAAAUGUAGGACAGAAGAUGUUAUCUGUUCUAGGCUAAGACCAGGACACACAGGACUCAAUGCUAGCUUGUAUGCCAUGAAACAGUCAGUGUCAGAUAAAUGUGAGACUUGUAACUGGAAGGAAUCUGCUGAACGUGCUGAUGGGAUGAGGAGGUUCAGUGUAGAAAGAGAGGCUGAAGGGCAGAGUGGUAGAGAGGCAGGGAGCGGAGCAGCAAAUGUGACAUUACUGUGGAUCCCUGCACAUAUAGGAAGCAAAGGAAAUGAAAGAGCGGACAAGGCUGCAAAGGAAGCCACAAAAACACACACUGACAUCGCAGUAGCCCUUAGUAAAAGAGAAAUGAAAACCACAGUUAAGGAGAAGUUGAAGCAGCGAGAAGAAGAGAGAACAGGAAGGUGGCUUUACAACAGUCAAAGGAAAGCCGGUGUGAAGAGGAAACUGUAAUAUCCAGGCUCCGGUUGGGCCACACAGGGUUAAACUGCACAUUAUGUAAAAUAGGAAAGCAUCACACAGGAAGAUGCUCAUUCUGGGACCAAGAAGAAACUGUGGGACAUGUUGUGAUUUACUGUCCAAAAUAUGACGCCGAGAGAAGAGAGCUGACCCUGAAGCUUAGAGAAAUAAAGACCAGGUUUGAUCUACGAGAUCUUUCACAAACAAGUUCUGGAGAGAAGUGUUAUCUGCUGUUGCUUCAGUAUCUGAGGAGAACACGUCUCAGUUUAUUUUCUUUAUUUAAUCAUUAGUGAAGGGACAGCGAGAGUCCCGAUCCACACUCCAGUCCAGCUGGUGGCGGUAACGCACCAUAACGCUGGUUGGUGUUACGCACCAUAACGUCGGUUGGUGUUACGCACCAUAACGUUGGAAAGAAAAGGAAGAAGAGUAACUCAAGUGAAUCCGGUCAGACGGUGAAGAAAGAGGAGAAGUAUCUUGUCGGGAUGGUCGCUGUGACGCAGACACAUGAGGUCUGAAAGUCUGUAGGAGGAAAGCUCGGAGAUGUCAGAUCUGUCAGGAUAACAGGAAGUGGGAUGGUUCUCACUGACUGCCUGUCAAAGCGUCAGAGAGACACAGCUCUGAAGAUUCAUGCGUUUAGAGAUCACAGCGGUGUGGACUGCUUCCUCCUCGGAGCAGAAGUGAAGAAGAAGGGGAGUAAUAAAGUCAGAUAAACAUGCAUUAGAUAAAGCAGACGGUGGAGGCCGAGUCAUGUCGGGAGGCUGAAGGUGUGUGUGAGGCGAGAAGGCUGACAAGAUUCAGAAACGGGGAGGAGGAGGAGAGUAGCUCGGUGUGUUUGACGUUUGAGGAGGAGUUACCAGAGAGAGGGGAUCUAGAUCAUGUGUGUUACAGGGUGAGGGAGCUCCUCUCAGGUGUUUCUGCUGUCAGGAAUAUGGACGAGUUGCUGCAGGAUGAAGAGGAGGCAGGAGGUGUGGGAAGGAUAACUGGAGAAAGAGCAAGCAAAGUGCCUGCACUGCGAAGGGAAACCACCAUACGGGAUCAGCACAGAGCCCAGAGAGAAUUAAGGAAGUAAAAGUGAAUGAGAUCAGAGCAGAAAGGGGAUUGUCAUACGCUGAAGCUGCUGAGAGAAUGGAGAGAAACGGUGAAAUGGUGCAAAAGGAAAAGCAGCAGAAAGGAAAUGGAGAUGAGCGGAACAUCAGUAUGGGCAAGAAGCGAUUUCUGGCAUUUCUUGCCACGGUUAUAAACUGUGCUGCUGGAAUAAAGGGGGAGUCGGAAAGGAUUAAGAUGGCGCUGGACGCUGCAAGGAGGUUCCUGAAUGCUGUGGACACAUCUGGAGAGGAUCCAGAUGUUACACUGAGGGAAGGAGCUGCACCGGCUCAGACACUUGGGUCUGGGUUAGAGACUGGACUAUGGCAUGGGAGCACUUUAGGUGGACACUGUAAAUAGUUUAAACUGUGAAGCUGUUAAAAUCCAGCAGGUGGCGGUAAUGAACAAUUAGGGACGCCGAGCGCCAUAAAACUCAACAGAAGAAGAAGAAUGAACCAUGAACAUGUAGAUCAGCUGUCCGUCUGUUGAACUGAUAAUGAAGUUCAGACAUAAAGCUGCUCGCCUUCAAACACGGAGAAGAUGACCUGCAGCAUCCUGCUGCUCAUCACCCUGACCUCCUGCGUCUGUGGUUCGUUUCCACCUGCAGGAACAUUUGUAGUGAAUGUGACACAGAGCUCCUAUCAGGCAGAGGAGAACGAGGACAUCACACUGGAAUGGACGUUCACAACCAAACCUGACAGUUCAAACUCCUUUUAUAUCUACUGUGAGCGGAUUACUGAUCUCAAGGUCUCAGUCCUUUAUGAUCUACAAGCUGGUGUUGAGGUCCCAGAGUCUCAGGAUGGACAGUUUGCAGGACGAGUCCAGUGUGACAGAGACGUCCUCAGAGAAGGACGACUCAGACUUCAUGUGUCCAGACUCAGGACUGAGGACUCGGGCCUGUACCUGUGUGAAGUGAGGACAACUUAUGGUGGCAGCUUUGGUAAAAGCAGACUCACUGUCACUGCAGAAACAUUUGUAGUGAAUGUGACACAGAGCUCCUAUCAGGCAGAGGAGAACGAGGACAUCACACUGGAAUGGACGUUCACAACCAAACCUGACAGUUCAAACUCCCUUAAUAUCCACUGUGCACUGAUUACUGAUCACAAGGUCUCAGUCCUGUAUCGUCUACAUGAAGGUGUUGAGGUCCCAGAGUCUCAGGAUGGACAGUUUGCGGGACGAGUCCAGUGUGACAGAGAUGUCCUCAGAGAAGGACGACUCAGACUUCAUGUGUCCAGACUCAGGACUGAGGACUCGGGCCUGUACCUGUGUGAAGUGAGGACAACUUAUGGUGGCGGCUUCGGUGAAUGCAGACUCAAUGUCACUGCAGCGAGGGAUCGGCCUGAACCUGAGAGACCCAACACAGAAAGUCGGGGAAUGAUCGGCCUCUACUGUGCACUGGGACUGACAGCAGCAGCAGCAGCGCUGGGUGUUUGUUACUGUUUAUUCAGUCACUUUCAGCCUGGUGAACAAAGUCCACCCAGUCAGUCUCAGCCUAUUGAACUAAUUCCACUCAGCCAGUCUCAGCCUGGUGAAGAAAGUCCACCCAGCCAGUCUCAGCCUGGUGAACAAAGUCCACCCAGCCAGUCUCAGCCUGGUGAACAAAGUCCACCCAGCCAGUCUCAGCCUGGUGAACAAAGUCCACCUAGUCAGUCUCAGCCUGGUGAACAAACUCCACUCAUUCACUCUCAGCCUGGUGAAGAAAGUCCACUCAGUCAGCCAGUCUCCAGUGAUGGAUCUGAGCAAAGUUACAGAUCAGCAGAUGGAUCAGAGGAAACAGUUUGAUCAACAAUGCAAACGAGACAAGACUGUUAGAAUUCAACUUUAUACCACGGACACAGAAAAUACCAGUUUCCCAUUGGCUGGCAGGUAAUAAAACUGUCCAUCAGAGCACAUCAAAUAUACCAGCAGGUAACCAUAGCAACAACUUUGAUGCUUCACACACAUCA